UGUGAGGCAUUGGAAAAUCUCCCUAGUCUUUGUGGUUCAAUCUGUGUUUGAAAUUCCUGCUCGACAGAGGGACCUUACAGAUCAUUUUGUGUGUUUGGGUACAGCGAUGAGGUAGUCAUUCAAAAAUCAUGUUAAACACAUUAUUGCACAGAGUGAGUCCAUGCAUGACUUGCUAAGCACAUUUAUACUCCUGAAUUUAUUUAGGCUUACCACAACAAAUGGGUUGAAUAUGUAUUACCUCAAGACAUUUCAGCUUUAAAUGUAUUUAAUUAAAUUUGUAAACAUUAAGAAAAAUAUAAUUCCACUUUGACAUUGUGGGGUAUUGUGCAUAGACCAGUGACAAAAAAAAAUCUAAAUGUAAUAGAAAAUGUGGGAAAGGUCAAAGGGUAUGAAUACUUUGUGAAAGCGGUGUAUAUGAACUGUUUAGCUCAUGCGCCAGGUGAUAGAAACGUCAACUUCAGUUCCAGCGCUCUAAACGGUCGGCUGAGCGAUACUUUCCCGUGGAUAUUUUGUCUCACAUUUCGAGCAGCUGAAAGACAACUCGCACAGAAAACAGUUGUCUCUACUAUCUCUACCACAGUGACAAAGUGCUGAGGCAGAGGACCAUGUUAUUCAAACCACUCUGAAGAUAGCGUUUUAAUCCCAUUUUUAAAAAUGGACACACUGAAAUCCUCCCGUAUUUAUUUUGAACGCUAAUAGAUGUGAUCAUAUUGAUCAUUUUAUAUACAAGGGAAAGAACUAUAUAUUGCCAGACAGUGAGUGACACAGAAUAUUCCCAUUCACCUCAAUGGAUGUUCCAGUCACACCAAUUCUACCCUCUAACUCUACCCUGCCUACACCUUUCCCUCUGCACCCGGCAGUGGCCCCAUCAGUCCAGCUUGGAUUUACCAUCCUCUACACUACUCUCUACGGAAGUCUCUUCUUGGUAGUCUACGUUCAGCUCUGGCUCCUCUUUCUCUACCGACACAAGCGCUGGAGCUACCAGAGUGUGUUUCUGUUCCUCUGUCUUCUCUGGGCGGCUCUUCGAACCACUCUGUUCUCUUUCUACUUCCAUAAUGCCCUGGAAGCCAAUCACCUGGCCACAGUGUUUUACUGGCUCCUCUACUGCUUUCCUGUUUGUCUGCAGUUCUUCACCCUCAGUCUCAUCAACCUCUACUUCACUCAGGUAUUACUCAAAGUGAGAGAGAAGUACAACCCUGACACUGAGCCCGGCAAUGGACUAUGUUGGGCGCGGUGCUUCUACGCCACCCUGAGUGGUGUGUUCCUGUGUGUCAAUGGGGUGUGUGCUGCUCUCGGCUGGAACGGGGGCAGUGGAGGAGCAGGGGCUAAAACAUGGAAUCUGGUUCUGAUACGAGUGCUGGUCAACGACCUCCUUUUCAUAUUUGAGGCUGUCUGUCUAGCUGCAUUACUGCUUCUGUUAACCCGACGCUCCCCAUCCACCAGCCCUUACCUGCACAGUAAGGGAACAACAGUGUGCCAGACUGCGGUACUAGGAGCAGGUGUAAUAUUGCUCUUUGCUAGUAGAGCGUGCUACAACCUGGCUGUCCUCAUACUGUCCCAGAACCACAGAGUGGAGUCCUUUGACUUCGACUGGUACAAUAUCUCUGACCAGGCAGACCUGCGUAGUGAACUGGGAGACAGGGGUUACUUGGCGUUCGGUGCAAUUCUCUUCAUAUGGGAGCUGCUUCCCACCAGCCUCCUCAUCCUCAUCUUCAGAGUCCGCCAACCGCCUCAAGAAGAUGGCAGUAAUCUGCCUGUCAGCAACAGAGUACCGCGGCCGUACUUCUUUGAUGACCCAGCAGGGGAAGACUCUGACUCAGGUGCUCCUUGGGUCAACAGCUCACAUCCACACCAAAGCUGGUAUGGAUCCAUCAAGGAGACGACACCUCUCGUCUUCGCCAGUAACCCUCUGGACCAGAACCAACACCACUCCUUUUACUCUACGCCACAGAACUAGCUGAUCCUCUGUCCCAAAUGGCACCCUGUUCCCUUUAUAGUGCACUACUUUUAACCAGGGGCCAUAGGGCUCUAGUCAAAUGUAGUGCACGAUUAUAGGUUAGAGGAUGCCAUUUUGGAUCGUACCCUGAUCCUGUCUGUCUGCAGUGAAGCGCUCUCUCUCCCAGGUUGCUAGAAGGCGCUGCGUGGUCGAUCCGACAUCUACUUUGGUCGUGCAGCAUUUACAGUGAUUCGGCGUCUGCGGAAGUCGGGGCAUUCGUACUUCUUGCGCUUCGCCGAGUUGUUGUCAAGGAAGUGAGUUUGUGUUUAUACCGGAUCUCCCGCCUUCACCUACCGUCAACCAAUCAUGUCAAUGCGGAGCUAUGUGGAACCCUCCGCGUUGUUACAUUUGGGAGGCGCAGGGCGAUGUGGUACAGAGUUUGGCCCCUGGAGGCUCUGCAAUUGUCACACCCUCCAUACGGAGCCUCACACCACAUUUUCAAGCAUAAAUUGGCUUUGACCACUUCCAACUGCAGACAGCAAUACCUCAUUCCAAUUGAUUGUGUUUUUGCACACACAAACUCGUCACUAAAUAGAGUAACUAUGCACCUUUUUUUUUAAUUGAUCAACUGAUGACCGACAUCUCCAACGGAGCCUCGUUUAAUUCCUAUGAUUUGUCACAAUGUGUUUGUCCUCUGACCUGUGUAUUCAUUAGCUUGAUUGCAGUCUCUGUGCUAUUUCAUGUCAACUCCUUGUCAGUCAAUGUCAUGUCAACGGAGGUGGCAAGAGGACAAACACUGACACUCAGGCUAUAUUCAUUCCAUUAUAGAAAGUUUAUUUUCAACUUUUCUGACGGGACUAAAUGUCAUUAUUUUGUAAAGGUAUUGUUUCCUACUUGCCGUCUAGCUUACAGGCACUGACCACUUUCAUAAGUAAUGCAGACAACAGAUUAGUUUGUCAUUUUAUGUGAUUGUACAUUGAAGUAAACUAACUUAUUUAAUCAGAUAUCGCCUGUCGUUUUAGCAGUUAUGGACCAAAUACCUCUUCCUUCUCACCAGCAUCCAUUUUAUAAGGGAAUUUUCUAGGGGCUUCAUAGCGAAACAGAAUAUACUCAGAUUGUGUACAUGUGUGAUUACACUGAACAAAAAAGCACAACAUGUAAAGAUUUGUUCUUGUGUUUUUAUGAGCUGAAAUAAAAGAUCCCAGAAAUGUUCCAUACGAAUAAAAGCUUAUUUCUAA
Salvelinus fontinalis (brook trout) is the source of this 3174-nucleotide messenger RNA. RefSeq names its product G protein-coupled receptor 137 (gene gpr137). Lineage: Eukaryota; Metazoa; Chordata; Actinopteri; Salmoniformes; Salmonidae. The record is from RefSeq and is a predicted model, not a curated record. Gene Ontology annotation, cellular component: lysosomal membrane. Gene Ontology annotation, biological process: positive regulation of TORC1 signaling. The transcript is spliced from 8 exons. The coding region runs from base 788 to 1957 and encodes 389 amino acids.